Messenger RNA from Neohortaea acidophila, 1497 nucleotides. RefSeq lists its product as uncharacterized. Gene Ontology annotation, molecular function: DNA-binding transcription factor activity, RNA polymerase II-specific; RNA polymerase II cis-regulatory region sequence-specific DNA binding. The transcript has 2 exons. Gene Ontology annotation, biological process: regulation of transcription by RNA polymerase II. Gene Ontology annotation, cellular component: nucleus. Lineage: Eukaryota; Fungi; Ascomycota; Dothideomycetes; Mycosphaerellales; Teratosphaeriaceae. The record is from RefSeq and is a predicted model, not a curated record. Bases 1 to 1497 code for a protein of 498 amino acids.
AUGGCUCACUCGCCAGCGUCAUCUGAUCUCUCCGACCCGCCCUCCGCCGAUUCGGAUGCAGAAGACCGCCUCAGCACCGCGGUGGCCUCCUCCCGCCUCAGCGUAGAACCCAGCGAGCACCCUCAACCUCCACCGUCCAAACGACGCAAAACUGGCAACGGCCCGGCGACUUCCUUACUCCACACCUUUGACCGCGCCCCGUCCAGCCAACCUGCCGAAGACAACGACGACAUCGUCUCCAUCUCCUCGGAUGGUCUAAGCAGUGCCCCCGGCUCGCCUUCGCAAAACGAGUACGCGCUCAAGGAGGACGCGCAGACGUUUUGCAUGUGGAAGGACUGCGAUUUCGGGGACGGGCAGAACAACGAUGAGCUGGUGGACCAUGUGCAGACCACGCAUUGCAUUACGGGGUUUGGGGUGCCCAAGAAGAGCAAGUAUGUUUGCGAGUGGGGAGAGUGUCAGCGGAAGACGAGCAAUCAUCCGAGUGGGUAUGCAUUGAAGGCCCAUAUGAGGAGUCAUACAAAGGAGAAGCCGUAUUAUUGUGCCUUGCCUGAAUGUGACAAAGCCUUCACCCGAUCCGACGCGCUGGCCAAGCACAUGCGCACCGUCCACGAACCCGAGCCGGCACGUCCAGCCAACGAUCCCGCGCCUCUUGGGACGAAAAAGUCCUCCAUCAAACUCCGACUCAGCAACGGCAACGUUUUCAACCUUUCUCAAUCCCCCAGCACCAGCAGCGCUACCACGCCAGUCACCAAGCCCGCUUCAGCAGCCACGCCGCUCCCAUCAGACGAUCUCCGCCCACCCCCUCCCACCCACGACGAAGACGGCAACCCCAUCAAAUUCUCCCCGCACGAUGACAACAUCACAUACCAGCCCGCCUACCACCCCAUCACCGGCCAACCAGGCUUCAUGAUCACCUACCCCAAAGACAUCCACUUCACCGGCUGGGAGAGCGCCAUCACCGCCGACCAACUGAUGCGCCUGCUACGCCGCCAAGUGCACUGGGCGAAACAGGAGGAGAAAGAGCUGAAGCGCGAGUGUCGCGCGCUCGAGCAAGCGCGCCGCCACGAAUGGGAUCUGAAGGAGAUUCUGCUCGAAGGCGUGCUGGAGUCCGAACUCGCGCGCGCCGACAAGGAGGACCUCCUGCAGGCUGUGGAUGAGCGGGUGCGCGACGCCAUGCAGAAUGAUAUCCAGCCUGCAAAGGCCCUGCAAUGGUCCCGAGGAACGCCGGCGUUCCGCAAAGCUCGUCGUGUGCAGGAUGUCAUGGAAGCUGACGACACGGUGGUCACCACGCCUCUCGAUGAUGAUGAGGAUGAGGCGCGUUCGCCCUCGCCGCCUCCGACUGGCCACAGUGGCGGCGGCUUUGAUGGGGAUGCAGACCCGUAUGACAACUAUCUCGCGCAGCGCAUGGCGGAGUACGAGGAGCGCGAGCGAUUGCGCAGCUUGCACAACACUCCGCAGGAUGUGAGGACUGCUAUCGCGGCUCCGCCUCCGCCGUAG